AGUGUACCUAUGGCGACCCGGCCAGUGGGCUUCAGACGAACGCAGUGCAAUUAAACCUCUCAGAACUCCAACCAAACAAUUGAUUGAUUUUUUAAAAACUUGGCUUAGUGCAUUAUUGGUAGCUAAAUAAUUGUUAAAAUCCAUCGCUAUCUCGGAUGAGGGCCAUUAAUUGAGCGGUGAUGUGGAUACACCGGUUCUGGUGAUGUGUCUGGAACUACUUCUCUAACAGAGGCCUCCAUGGAUUUAGAGUGGAGGGUAUCGGAGAUACUGUCAGUCUGUAUAUUCCUAAUUACAGAGGUGUUCGCCGAGGAGACGUUCUGCGUCAACAAGAAUGACAAGUUUCCCUGUGAACAUGGCUGUUGUGGGGACUACAAGGACCAGCACUGCUGCUCUUUCGCGGGGCUCAUCGUGGGCAUCAUCAUUGGCGUGGCGCUGCUCAUCGCAGUGAUUGCCGGGAUUGUAUACUGCUGGCUUAAAAAGCAUUGGAGGAAGGGAGCACGUGACCCAGUCUCGGUGUCCAAUCAUAAUUGUCGAGGAGCAAAUGUUACUGUGCUUCAUCAGUCUAGGACAAUGGCUUUCACCACAGGUUCAUCGACACUUAAUCCGGUAUUUUCCCCUUACGAUUUGACUUUUAAUCAACAGUUUCCGCCUCCUUAUAGUGCUGAAGUUCCAGAGGCGCCUAAAUAUUCCCCACCCCCUUAUUCGAACACCCCGCCCCCUUACUCAGCAAAGAACCCAGCACAACGAAGCACUCUUCACAGCAUUGGGAGCGACGAUAACCUGGUCGGACGUUCAAACGCCAGCGACGGACCGCCCCCUGUGUCCUAGACGACUGACGAGUGUUCGACUGAAUAUACGUGUAUAUAAAAUGUACGUGUAUAUACAAUGUACGUGUAUACAAAUGUACUUGUAUAUAAAAUAUACGUGUACAUACAAUAUAUCUGUAUUAAAAUAUACGUGUAUAUGAGACUUUGUGAUAUAAAAUGAACUGCUAACGAUUGGAAAAUCCGAGAACUUUAUAUAUUUUUACACAUUUUUUGUUAAUAACGUUCUUGUUACUUAACAAAUGAUAAGUGUACAAUCAUGUGUUUAUUUAGAAAAGCCUUGAUUUCCUUAAUUUUUUAUAAUUGUUUAGGGGCGUCUUGAUAAUGAUUUGUAGCUUACUUUUGGAAUACUAGUAUACAUUCUUACUAAAAAAUUAUCGCGACCUCAGUCUCCUAAAUUUAUCGCCACCAAAACCAAUUAGUAAUUUUAGUCUUCAUUGCAUGUUGUAUUUUAUUCUUUCAUUUUUUUCCCAGUGAAUGUUUUUCGUGAUAUCUGUCAAUAUUAUAGCAAACAAUUAACACACAAUGCAGAAUCUAGCUUCACACUGGAUUUGAUCACUUUGGCGCUCCCCGUCGCGCGAUGUUUUGUGUUUGUGGCCAAACGUGCAGGGAUGCUGGUCAGGACCUGAUUUUAUCGGAUGUUUCCGGUACACCUGUGAUUUAUUCUUGAAAAGAUCGAUCUGGUCUUAUUCCGUGAAAAAUUGAUCGGGUGCAAUAACGGCUAUGCGUAAUUUAGACUUUAUUUUAAUGGCUAUAUUAUCGAUCAUCGUUUUUAAAUACCCAUCAUAUUUGUUAAAUUUGAAGAGAGAGAGAGAGAGAGAGAGAGAGAGAGAGAGACAGAGACAGAGAGAGAGAGAGAGACAGACAGACAGACAUAGAAAAGAGAGACAGACAGACAAACAGACACAGAGAGAGAUAGAGAAGAGAGAGAGAAAGAGAGAGAGAGAUGUACGGUAUUGUUGUUAUCAAUACUGGCUGCAUUACAUUACAACCUUUUAUGUUUUAUGUAAAGUCAGUUUUUUUUUCAACAUUAAACUAUUAAACUAAAAAUCGUAUUGCAUAUUUUGUUUCCAUUGAACUAUUUUUAACAUAAGGGUCUAAUAGGAUACUGAUUUAGCAGUAGUUGGUAAUGUAUUUCAAAAGUCAACGACA
This is a messenger RNA of Magallana angulata, 1976 nucleotides long. RefSeq names its product cysteine and tyrosine-rich protein 1-like. The transcript is spliced from 3 exons. The record is from RefSeq and is a predicted model, not a curated record. Bases 238 to 828 code for a protein of 196 amino acids. NCBI's taxonomy places the organism in Eukaryota, Metazoa, Mollusca, Bivalvia, Ostreida, Ostreidae.